AUGAGAUCCUGCGGCCCCAGUUUAAUUAAAUAUGUUUUAUUUGCCUUUAAUGUGCUGUUUGCGCUUUCUGGGCUUGGAAUUCUGGUGGCUGGUGCCAUAGUCCUCGCCGAUGUCAAUGAAUUCAAUCACUUUGUGGAGGGUCGCGUCCUGGCACCGCCUAUAGUGCUGAUAGUCACCGGCUUGAUCAUUUUCCUCAUUGCCUCUCUGGGUUGUUUUGGAGCCAUCAAGGAGUCACCCACUCUUCUCUUAACGUAUGCGGUGUUAUUGGCAAUGAUCUUCAUCAUCGAACUGGCUGUAGGUAUUGCAGCGAGCGUCUUCAAGAAGGAUCUGGAGGGUAUGCUGAAGAAUUCUCUGCAGGAGUCAAUUAAGCGCUCCAACAGCGAGGACAGCAUUGCCUGGGACAAUGUUCAACGGAAGCUCAUGUGCUGUGGCGUGGACACUCCCGCCGAUUGGCGUGCUCUUAGCCUGAACAAGACCCUUCCGGCCAGUUGUUGCCAGCCGCAGUAUAUCGACUCCGCCGUGGGACACUGCCGAGAUUCGCCGGCCCUUGGCAAGGACAAGUUCUAUCAGGAGGGCUGUGUGGGCAAACUAAAGGAGCGCAUCGAUAAGAAUGCUGUCAUUCUGAUUGGCGUCGGAAUUGGCAUCGCAUUCAUACAAAUUCUGGGCAUUAUCUUGGCCUGCUACUUGGCCAGCGCCAUAAGGCGCCAAGCGAACUAAGCACCUAGAUCCUAAUCCUGAUCUUGAUCAGAGACGGGCCUAAUUAACUACUUAUUUAAUGAAAUGGCAUUGAAAAAAAAUAAUGCUAAUGAAAUUUCAUUU
Molecule: messenger RNA, 819 nt
Organism: Drosophila innubila
Lineage: Eukaryota; Metazoa; Arthropoda; Insecta; Diptera; Drosophilidae
Product: CD63 antigen
Exons: 3
Coding region: 1-717 (238 amino acids)
Cellular component (GO): membrane
Source: RefSeq, a predicted model, not a curated record